AAUUUAUGCGGAACUCAUGUGUGGAUGCUGGGUUGAUCCCUCCACUGGUGCAGCUCUUAAACUGCAAAGACCAGGAAGUGUUGCUUCAGACAGGUCGUGCCCUCGGCAAUAUAUGCUAUGAUAGCCAUACCCUGCAAUCUCAGCUUAUCAAUAUGGGCGUUAUCCCUACGUUAGUGAAAUUGUUGGGCAUUCAUUGCCAAAAUGCAGCUCUGACUGAAAUGUGCCUUGUUGCAUUUGGCAAUUUAGCAGAACUUGAAUCAAGCAAAGAGCAGUUUGCCUACACAAACAUUGCCGAAGAGAUUGUAAAACUAUUCAAGAAACAAAUAGAACAUGACAAAAAAGAGAUGAUUUUUGAAGUUUUGGCUCCUCUGGCAGAAAAUGAUAUCAUUAAACUGCAGCUGGUUGAAGCGGGCCUGGUCGAGUGUCUACUUGAGAUUGUCCAGAAGACUGUAGACAGUGACAAAGAGGAUGACAUAGCUGAACUUAAAACAGCCUCUGAUCUUAUGGUUUUACUACUACUCGGAGAUGAAUCCAUGCAAAAGUUAUUUGAAGGAGGAAAAGGCAGCGUCUUCCAAAGGGUGCUUUCAUGGAUUCCUUCCAAUAACCAUCAGUUACAGCUUGCAGGAGCACUGGCUAUUGCAAAUUUUGCAAGAAAUGAUGGAAACUGCAUCCAUAUGGUGGAUAAUGGGAUAGUUCAAAAGCUGAUGGAUCUACUAGAUAGACAUGUGGAAGAUGGAAAUGUAACGGUGCAGCAUGCAGCACUGAGUGCACUCAGAAACUUGGCUAUUCCUGUUGUAAAUAAGGCUAAGAUGCUAUCAGCUGGCGUUGCAGAAGCGGUACUGAAAUUUCUCAGAUCGGAGAUGCCCCCUGUUCAAUUCAAGCUGCUGGGAACGUUAAGAAUGUUAAUAGAUGCACAAGCAGAAGCUGCUGAACAGCUGGGAAAGAAUGUGAAAUUGGUUGAACGGUUGGUGGAAUGGUGUGAAGCCAAGGAUCAUGCAGGUGUGAUGGGGGAGUCAAACAGACUGCUUUCUGCACUUAUACGACAUAGCAAAUCAAAAGAUGUAAUUAGGACUAUUGUUCAGAGCGGUGGCAUCAAGCAUUUAGCUACCAUGGCAACUAGCGAACAUGUAAUAAUGCAAAACGAAGCUCUUGUUGCUCUGGCACUAAUAGCAGCAUUAGAAUUAGUCACUGCUGAGAAGGAUCUCGAAAAUGCUAAACUAGUCCAGAUUCUACACAGACUGCUCUCAGAUGAGAGGAGUGCUCCAGAAAUCAAAUACAACUCCAUGGUGUUGAUCUGUGCUCUCAUGGGAUCUGAACCCCUUCACAAGGAAGUGCAGAACCUGGCAUUUCUAGAAGUUGUAUCAAAACUCCGCAGCCAUGAGAACAAAACUGUUGCCCAGCAAGCCUCACUAACAGAGCAGAGACUCGCAGUAGAAAGCUGAGGAAGGUCUCCAGUUUCCAUACAGCAUCCCAUCAUGGAUUUCACCUUUGUCCUCUGUCCUGCUGCCGCUCCUGCUAUGUUUUCCACUGUAUCACUUGUGCAUGCAUGUAAUGUUCCCACACAAAUUGAUGAACUGCUGUAGGUACCUGUCCAAUAAGGUUUCUAAAAUCCAUAGGUGGUGUUAACAUAAAUCUGUCAGAAACAAGUCUGCACCCAUAAAUGUUCUACUUGUAUUCUUGUUGCUUGGGCCACACAGUAGAAUGUGCAUGUUGUAGUCCUAUGAUGAUGUAAAAGUGGUACUACAUGAUGACUCUUUCCUCACACCCCUAACUGCAUAAUAACGUACUGCUAAAUUAGGGACAAAACAGGAGGCAGCACGUCCAAGCUAGAGUAUUGAUUAUAGGAUUAAAUAGUAAAUCUAGCUCCAUUUUUGGUGCUUUGGAAACACAGGUAUGAAUGGAAUGUAUUGCUGCUCAUUCACUGGUCUUGCCUAGUAAUGUCAAACUCACGGUAC
Emys orbicularis (European pond turtle) is the source of this 1955-nucleotide messenger RNA. It is a transcript of the gene RAP1GDS1, whose product is annotated as Rap1 GTPase-GDP dissociation stimulator 1. The record is from RefSeq and is a predicted model, not a curated record. NCBI's taxonomy places the organism in Eukaryota, Metazoa, Chordata, Testudines, Emydidae. The coding region runs from base 6 to 1442 and encodes 478 amino acids. Gene Ontology annotation, biological process: positive regulation of GTPase activity. The transcript has 11 exons. Gene Ontology annotation, cellular component: cytosol. Gene Ontology annotation, molecular function: guanyl-nucleotide exchange factor activity; protein binding.